Messenger RNA from Hyalella azteca, 3051 nucleotides. RefSeq lists its product as uncharacterized. The record is from RefSeq and is a predicted model, not a curated record. The coding region runs from base 473 to 1255 and encodes 260 amino acids. The transcript has 6 exons. Lineage: Eukaryota; Metazoa; Arthropoda; Malacostraca; Amphipoda; Hyalellidae.
AGUUAAUGCAUUAUUCAAAAAUGAACUAUCUAAUCCUUUAUCAAAAAUAGAACAGCGAAUGAAAAUCUUACAAGUUUGAAAAUGCAACGAGAGUUUAUUUUUGGUAUGCAACAUAUUUCACUACGAGUAUAGUUGUAACCAAACUCUAAAGGAAAAAAGCUGGUACAAGAGUUGAAAUUCCCGAUUUUUACAGGGCAGGUGAAAUUGUAGGUUCAACAAGGUUCAAUGAUACGGAUCAUUGACAGAUUCUACUACCGAAGUAAAUGCAGAAAAAUGAUCCAAAUGAAAUGUCAGCAUAUUUACACGAGAUUAGCGUGUAAGGCUGUCGUAUAUAAAUAUUAAUUCAAAUUGAUAAUCAAUGUCCUUAAACACCAACCAUAUUUUUUUACACAGAGAAAGAUUCUAAUAAUGAUGAAGUAAUAAAUUUCAAAUUUUCAUUUUAAGAGCCUUAUUUUAUUUACACUAUCCGUCAAUGGCCUUCGAAUGGAGGGCCUCUAUGGCUGAAGUCGUCAAAGGUUUGCUGCUGCUUUUAUUGGCGCAGCAAAGCGCAGCUUGGAUUCCUUUCAUUGGUGAAGAGUCCCACAAACACCUCCAUCCCACCACCCAACAAGGUGAGUGGGACCUGCUGCAGCUUGUGUCGCUGAACGAGUCCCAGGAAGGCGUGUCCCUGUCAGCAACACCUCACAGGAACGCGUCAGCCUUCGUCAUCAAGGAGGCCUACACUAACGGCCGUGUUGGCCACGACAUCACGCAUGAGAUAUUCUCUCACCUACUGUCGGACGUGUCGUGCUUCUUCGUGUACCGCCAAGUGAACGGCACAGUCGCCCCCCUCAUCACGGCCACGAUGCCUGGCUCCUCCAAACCAUGGCUGCAGAUAAAUUCUGACCUUCGACGUCGAAGGCUACAGCUUAUUUAUCGGCUUAAAGGAGAUCGCCGCACGCACCGUACUACCUUUCCUCUGUCCGAUAAGGUUGGCCUGACAUGGACCAGGCUGCUCGUGUCAAUAAGCGGAACGCAAGUGAAGGUUUGGGUGAACUGCGACGGUGUGGUGAAGAGGCAACUGGACGGUGCAGUGGACCUGCUGCUGCCUCAGGAAGGACUGCUCUUCUUCUCACACGAACAGCACUUCAAGAACAGACUUCUCGGCGCCGUGCAGACUGCAAAGCUGUUCAACUUCGCGAUGUCAUCGCGUGUGUGGCGCUGCAAUUUUGAUGAUCAGUUCGGCCCGGAUUGGAAGCCGCCCCUUAUUGGAUAAAUUUCCUAUCAAGUUAGAAAUAGACUUAUGAGCUAUUCAUGCCACUCCAAUGUUGCGAAUUUGAAAGGAGAUGCAAGAUGAGAAAGAUCGAUCGGAACUUCUUAUUGGAAUAGAAGCCAUUCCUCGUCAGAGCAAAUGAAAUGGGAACGAAAAUGUCACAAAUUUAAACAUUUGCAAAUGCGCCAGCACAAAGUCCAUGUGAAGAAGCUUGCACUUAUUAUUGGUAUAGCACAUCAGGAAUUAAGUCCAAUGCAAGAAAUAAAUAAAACUUGGAAUUUCGUCCUAGUAUACAAACAAGCAAGAAUUCGAAAUUUCGUGUUUUCAACUUAAACUUGAUCUCUGCUGGUUAGACAAUUGUUUUCAACGUCCCAGGAGUAAGUAAAUGACUCCCAUGACGAGGUAUCUCAUGGAUCCAUGCCUACCAAACUCAGAAUUGAAUAAAGAGAAAAAGGUUGACGCGUGGGUCUCGAACCCACAGUUCACUGAAGUGUAGCUUAAUUAAGAAAACCGGUGCACAGAACGGUGCAUGCUCAACGCUAAUGUUACUCGUCGGGAAAGGAGUUAACCGUCAUGCUUUUUAAGAGCAACUUCUCGCGUCCUCACGCGAACUCUGGGCAGACCAAGUCAAAAUCGGUAGCUUUUUACGAGUUGCCGACACCAACUUGUUAUAUAAUUUCUUUUAAUGGCCCUAUAUUAGAAUCUACGGAUUAAUAUGUAAGCAAAAUAUUGUGAUGCACGUGUCCUUUGCUCGUAGAACUUAUACAUCCUAUAUCUCACGUUUGGUCAGCCUAAUGUACGUCACACAACGAAAGGAAGUGAUUAUUAUGACCAUAUAUGAUUUUUUCAGAGGUUAUAAGUGUUUCAAAUUUUCGUUUAACAAUAAUUCAGCUCCUUACAAUCUGCAUGCCCUAUAUCGCUAUAAAUGUUUGUUCACGCAGCAAUAGAUUCUGUUUUCAAUAUUUAAUCGUAGCGGCUUUAUGAUAAAGUUUAUGCCGUUUUAUCCAAUUAUUGUUGUAAAUUAGGAUUUUCCUCGUAAAUCUCGCACAAACUUGCACAUAUCCGCUCAUGAAUGGUCAUUAGGAUCUUAUUCAGGUAGAACUGUUGCGUCCGUGCGCUUUUCUUUCUCGAUGCAAAAGCCCUUCAAUACGCAUUUUCCUGACAUUAUUUUGGUCCUCAGUGGUUUUAAUUUUUUAGAAGCAUUGGUGGGUUGAAGGGAAGUUUUAAAACGGGUUCGCCACUACCAGUGGCUCAAAAAUUAGCCAUUUAUUAUUCGGAGCCAAUAAUUUACUAACAUAUCUCAAUUAUGAAAGCAAAGUAAAAAAUUAAAUAGAUGAGGAGCCUAACCUGAAUAUCAAUUUGUAAGUAAUUAAAAUAUAACACUGAAAUUUUCAUAUGUUGUUGGGCGCACCACAAUGUUGAUAUGUAUCACUUACUUUUGCUCACGUGACUCGUGUUUGUCAGAUUAGUUAGUAAUCGUGAAUGUUACAAGGAAUGCUCAUAGCACGAGGUCUCGAGUUGAAAAUAAGUGUACCAUGUUAUCGUUUCAACAGAAUUUGAUUCUUAUCAAUGUCUUGGCAUCACCAACAAUCUCUCACGUGACCUCAUUUGAGCAAUGUAAAUGAUUACUCAUAAUGGACUAAAAUCAACGCACCCAAUUACUUAGUAGCCAGUAAAUGCCAACUUCAUCCCUAUUUCACUAAUGCGGAACUACUUAUAGCACAAAUUGUAAAACGUUCAUGUACAUACUUUGUUACCUACUAUUUCGAUCCUAAAUAAAUAAAAUGUACAUUCUCAUG